Messenger RNA from Archocentrus centrarchus (flier cichlid), 1748 nucleotides. Its product is annotated as cytochrome P450 7B1-like. The record is from RefSeq and is a predicted model, not a curated record. NCBI's taxonomy places the organism in Eukaryota, Metazoa, Chordata, Actinopteri, Cichliformes, Cichlidae. Gene Ontology annotation, biological process: bile acid biosynthetic process; cholesterol homeostasis. Gene Ontology annotation, molecular function: iron ion binding; oxidoreductase activity, acting on paired donors, with incorporation or reduction of molecular oxygen; heme binding. Bases 51 to 1625 code for a protein of 524 amino acids. The transcript is spliced from 5 exons.
CUCCAGAGAGCGUGUGGUCAGAGUCUGAGUCCUCGGUCGGAAGGAGGACCAUGUCCGCGCUGCUGCUCCCGCUGCUGCUGCUUCUGCUCUGCUUGCUGUCCUUGGUCCUGGUCGUCCUCCGCGGCAGGAGAAGACGAGAAGGCGAACCUCCUUUAAUUAAUGGCUGGAUUCCUUUCAUUGGAAAAGCUCUGGAUUUUCUAAAAGAUGCCCACAAAUUUCUAGAAGAACAUAAGAGGAAAUUUGGAGAUGUGUUUACAGUCCAGAUAGCAGGUAAAUAUAUGACCUUCAUCAUGAACCCUUUACUGUAUCCGAGCAUCAUUAAACAUGGCCGGCAGCUGGACUUCCAUGAGUUCUCCAACAGUGUGGCGCCAUUUGCCUUUGGCUACCCACCCAUCAGUAGCAAGUUCCCCGGCCUGCAGGAGCAGAUCAAACGCAGCUUCCUUCUCCUCCAAGGGGAUAGCCUCACGCCCCUGACAGAGAGCAUGAUGGGUAACCUGAUGCUCAUGUUUCAUCAGGACUACCUGGAUAAGGAAAACGGCUGGAAGAGCGCUAGCAUGUACGAGUUCUGCAACUCAAUCAUGUUUGAGGCCACCUUUCUCACCAUGUAUGGCAAGCCGGCAUCUGCCAGGCGCCACAGCGGUAUAGGCAUGCUGAAGAAUGACUUUGUCAGGUUUGACAACAUGUUUCCGCUCCUCAUUGCCCAGAUCCCCAUCUGGCUGCUGGGACAGACUAAGGCGAUCCGCAAGAGGCUUAUCGACUACUUCCUGCCCCAACGGAUGUCAUGUUGGUCAAAUGUGUCAGAGUUCAUCAGGACACGAUCAGAGGUGUUUGAGCAGUACGAUACGCUGAGGGAUGUCGACAAAGCAGCUCACCACUUUGCCAUCCUGUGGGCAUCUGUGGGGAACACGGUUCCUGCUACUUUCUGGGCCAUGUAUUACCUGGUGAGUCACCCUGAGGCUCUGCAGUUCAUCCGUCAGGAGCUCGAGGAUGUCCUGAGACUGAGUGGAGUUGAAUUCAGCAAGGAUAAAGAAGUGACACUGACCCAAGAGCACCUGGAGAAGCUCCUCUACAUGGGUACACGCACACAGAUAUUCUGCACCAGUGCAUGUAAGGAUGUGAAGCUGAAAAUUAUUUACCCGACUUUCUCCACAGAGAGCGCCAUUGAGGAGAGCCUCCGCCUGUCCUCAUCCUCCAUGAACAUUCGAGUGGCUCAGGAGGACUUUAGUCUGCGUCUCGAUGCUGAGUAUUCAAUGGCCAUCAGAAAAGGAGACAUCAUCACCCUGUACCCUAAGACUAUGCACCUGGACCCUGAGAUCUACGAGGACCCAGAGACUUUCCGGUUUGAUCGCUACGUGCAGGACGGCCAAAAGAAGACCAACUUCUACAAGGAUGGCCAGAAGCUCAAGUAUUACCUCAUGCCAUUUGGCUCCGGCGCCACCAAGUGUCCCGGACGUUUCUUCGCCAUCAACGAGGUCAAACAGUUCCUGUGUGUGCUGUUGCUUUACUUGGACCUGCAGCUGGAGGAGGGGCAGAGCAGAGCCACACUGGACUCCAGCAGAGUCGGACUGGGAGUCCUGCUGCCCGCCAAAGACAUCCGCUUUCGCUACAGGCUGCGAUCCAUCUAACAGCACCAAAUCACAACAAGCAGUCGCUUCAAGGCCCUUUAUGUUGUAAAGACCCUACAGUAAUUACAGAGAAAACCCAUCAAUCAAAACAACCCCAGCAAGUACUUGGUGACAGUGGGAAGG